AUGAAACUUUUGGUAUUACUCGUGUUGCCAUUGGCGUUAGUGCACGCUGGAGGGGAUCAUGAUGGCAGUGAUGCAGUCAUUACGAACCAAAAACAGGUGAACGAACAGAGUGUCAACCAGGUGCCGGGUACGAAGAAAGAGAAGAGAGGUAUUUUCGGCUUCGGUGCGUAUGCUCCGGCGGCUCCGGUCUAUGGACAUGCCUUUGCACAUCCGUCCCACCAUCAUUUUCUACCCCCGGCCGACCCUCUGGUUCCUGCUGCUUUUGCUGCUCCAGCACUUCCCGCCCUAGCUGGACCGUACCUGGGAGCGCAUGCCCACACACACACGGUGGUCACAAAGAAGGUCGGUAUUCCGAUUCCCGCCCCGUAUGCGGUGCCUGUUGAAAAACCGUACCCCGUGCCGGUUAAGGUCCAUGUACCGGUUCCGGUAGAUCGUCCUUAUCCGGUAGCUGUCCCACGACCAUAUGCCGUCCCGGUAGAACGGCCUUAUCCUGUCCCGGUAGAUCGUCCGUACCCGGUCGCCGUUCCUCAUCCGGUGCCAGUGCCGGUGAUCAAGCAUGUUGGCUAUCCUGUCCCUGCUCCCGUACCUUUUGCCGUUCCUAAGCCCGUACCCGUUCCCGUGCAUACACCAGUUGUUGUUGAGAAACCCGUACUGGCAGCGGUUGGCCCGGACCCAUGGGCCACAGCAAAACUGUGGUAA
This is a messenger RNA of Anopheles coustani, 699 nucleotides long. RefSeq names its product tetra-peptide repeat homeobox protein 1-like. The record is from RefSeq and is a predicted model, not a curated record. Bases 1 to 699 code for a protein of 232 amino acids. The transcript is spliced from 3 exons. NCBI's taxonomy places the organism in Eukaryota, Metazoa, Arthropoda, Insecta, Diptera, Culicidae.